Messenger RNA from Ascochyta rabiei, 1542 nucleotides. RefSeq names its product Hexokinase. The record is from RefSeq and is a predicted model, not a curated record. Gene Ontology annotation, biological process: glucose 6-phosphate metabolic process; glycolytic process; intracellular glucose homeostasis. Gene Ontology annotation, cellular component: mitochondrion; cytosol. The coding region runs from base 1 to 1542 and encodes 513 amino acids. Gene Ontology annotation, molecular function: glucokinase activity; D-glucose binding; fructokinase activity. Lineage: Eukaryota; Fungi; Ascomycota; Dothideomycetes; Pleosporales; Didymellaceae. The transcript has 3 exons.
AUGCUCGACUUUUGGCAGGGCCUACUCGCGGCUCUGAAACAGCUCGCCAUGCUUCCGUCACUGAUCCACUCGGUAUUCCCGCUGACCUCACGAAAACGCAACAUGCGUGAGACUUUGCGGACCUACGAUCGAACGACGGACGACUUCCUGCGCGAAGUGCAGCGCCUCUUGGAAGCACCGCUUGAGCCUGCAAGGCUACAACAAAUCUCCGCAGGACUAAAGGAGCAGUUUGCCCCCAAACUACAGGCCAGCGAUAUUUGCAUGCUUCCGUCCUACAAUCACAAGUUGCCCACUGGUCAUGAAAAGGGCACGUAUCUGGCACUCGAUGUUGGCGGUUCUACGUUCCGCAUCGCCCUUGUGGAGCUAAAUGGCAAACAGCCCGGUGCCAAGAACAUGCGCAUCGUCAACAUGAAGAGCUUCAAGAUCGACGAAAGCAUUCGCCAGCGACGAGGGACAGAUUUCUUUGACUGGAUGGCUGAGAAGAUCGAAAUCGCACUUGCAGAGGCUCUUCCUCAGAAACCCCACAACAUGGACAGCUUCCCUAUGGGACUAGCCUGGUCCUUCCCUAUAGAGCAAACAUCACCACGCAGUGGAAACCUUCUCGACAUGGGUAAAGGCUUUCACGCGACUGACGGUAUUCUCGGCCAAGACCUCAGCGAGCUGAUCAUGGCCCCGUGCAGGAAGAAGAACCUGCCGGUACACAUGGACUCCAUUGUCAACGAUUCUUCUGCAACGCUGUUAUCACGUGCUUACGAAGACCCGUCAACGCGCUUUGCCGUUAUCCUCGGAACUGGCUUUAAUAUCUCCAUACACCUGCCCGUUUCAUCACUUGCCUCAACAAAGUACAAAGGCUACCCUCAAAAGUGGCUAGACGAAGCCACGCAUGUCCUUGUUAACACCGAGUGUAGUAUGUUCGGGAAGAACGUAUUUCCAACCACUCGGUGGGACGAUCAGCUCAAUGCAACGCACAUGCGACCGGACUUUCAGCCGUUUGAGCAUAUGAUUAGCGGACGUUACCUUGGGGAGAUUGUUCGGUUAAUCAUCGUCGAAGCCGUUCGCACUGCAGGUCUGUUCAGCGGCGAGCUGCCUGCGAAGAUGAACGACCCCUACUCUCUGGACACAGGAACAAUCGCAGCCAUGGAGAUGGACGGCUCUAAGCAUCUCACUGUCGCCACCGCACUACUUCAAACCAAGCACCCGCUCAGCAAGCUGCCUUCUUACAACGACAUCCAGUUUGUUCGCCAGAUAUCUCAGCUUGUCUCGCACCGCGCAGCGGGUUUUCUCGCUACCGGUAUUCACGCAUUGUGGGUAUUACGCACCACCUCGGAGGGCCUUACGCCAGCAUCCGCUGGCCGGAUGAGCAUUGGCUGCAAUGGCUCUGUAAUCGAGAAAUACCCGUUGUUCAAAGAACUAUGUCAGUCGCAUUUGGACGAGCUCGCCAUCGCCUCGGGAGCCAAGCCGAAGUCGAUAUCGCUCGAGAUCGCUGUUGAAUCUGCCAUCUUCGGUGCAGCUGUUGCCGUCUGCAGUCUCGAGAGCCAAUAG